This is a messenger RNA of Anisakis simplex (herring worm), 1392 nucleotides long. The record is from the annotation of a GenBank genome assembly. Lineage: Eukaryota; Metazoa; Nematoda; Chromadorea; Rhabditida; Anisakidae.
GAAACGACGAUAGCCGUAGCGACGGCUGAUGUAAUGGUGUAUGAUGAUAGCAGUAAGAGGUGGAGGUCUCCGGAUGGGUGUGCUGAGACUUGUAGGUCACAGGACAGAGAAUGGAUUCUGAAUUGUAAUAUUUAUGAAAGGUUGAAGUAUAACGCAGCCACACCGACAUUCCAUCAAUGGAGAGACGAAAAACGAAAGGUGUAUGGGUUAAGUUUUAUGGCAGAAGAUGACGCUCGUUUGUUUGUGAAUGUGAUGGCACAGGCAAUGGCGAUGUUAUCAUCAGCGAACAACGAUUAUCAGAAUGGCUCGGAGUUAGGUCUGUCGAACGGAAUAUAUCACGAACCACAACUGCACCAUAAUGCCCAUAGUGCGCCAUCAUUCCGAGACGCGGAUCAAGAUAGUAUUUGUUCCACUGCCACUACUGCUACACUCACUGCGAAUAAUUAUAGGAAGUCAUCGCAAUCUAUUCAAAGCUCGUCAUCGAGUGGAGCAGCUCUGCUAUGCAGUGCUCAACGACGUGCCUCGCAAGGAUCAUCGACCUCAUCAGGCUCAUCCAACACAACAACAAAUACAAUCUAUGCCACCACUGCUCAUAACACUCCUGCUACCACAUCCCACAUGAACAGUCCGUCGCGAAUACCUCCGGCUCCUCCACCACCCCCACCCCUCUCUCAACUAACCACUGGUGGUUCAUCAUCGACAAAUAGUCAAUAUUUACCUCAUCACGCUCAAACCCACUCACUGCCUAAUAAUACAAUUAACACCAGCAAUAGUAAUUUGGCAAACGGAGCAAUUCCCCAAGCACCUCCGUUGCCACCUGGAGGAAUUGUUGUUGGUGAUUUGUACGAUGUUUCAGCAGCGAUUAGUACGAACGCCCCACCAGCCCCACCACCACCCCCGCUUUCAACGUUGUCAACUUCGAAAGGAGGUGGUAAUUCAAUAGCUGAACAAAUCAAACGGGUUCAGUUGAGAAAGACAAGUGCCCCAGCGAUCAGCGCUAAUGGUGCACAGCAACAGAAUAGCUGUACUGCAGGUGUGAUGUUUAAUCAUUGUGAUGGAACGAACAAAGCGUCGAUGCGACAUGCAGCAUGGGAGAAGCCACUGGCGAGUGUGACAGCAAUGAAUGGAAGUAACACAGCUGCUUCUGUGCUCGAUUCACCCAAAAAUCAUCGCAAUAUCGGUAGGGCACCGAGCGGCUCAUCGAUAUCGAGUCAAGAUGAACAACAGCCAUCCAGAAAUACAGCAGUGAUCACAAAUGGUAUUGCAACAUCGAACGAGUCAUUGCUCGAGAAAAUCAAAUUGGAAAUUUUGAGUGAAAUGCGAAUGGAGAUCGAGAAAGCAAAGUGCGAGAUCAUUCAAGCGUUACGUACCGAGCUGCAGCAGAAAAGGUAA